This is a messenger RNA of Parasteatoda tepidariorum (common house spider), 813 nucleotides long. RefSeq names its product ATP-dependent DNA helicase PIF6-like. The record is from RefSeq and is a predicted model, not a curated record. Lineage: Eukaryota; Metazoa; Arthropoda; Arachnida; Araneae; Theridiidae.
AUGCGUGUUCAACUUCAAAAUGAUCCAUUAGCGUCAAGAUUCUCCGAGCAACUGUUAGACAUUGGCAAUGAUAAAAUUCAAUUGUAUGAAGAUACACAAUAUAUUCGACUCCCACAGAAUUUUUGCAACAUUGUGCCUACCAAGGAGGAGUUAAUAAAAAGUAUCUUUCCAGAUUUGCCACAAAAUUAUACUAAUCAUGUAUGGCUUAGUGAGCGAGCUAUUUUAGCCGCAAAAGAUUUAGAUGUUGACGCAAUUAAUUUUAAAGUACAACAUUCAUUGCCUGGUAGUGAAAUUACAUUCAAAUCGAUUGACAUUGUUGUUGAUCCUGAUGAAGUUGUCAACUAUUCUGCCGAGUUUUUAAAUUCACUGGAUUUACCUGAAAUGCCACCCCAUAAUUUGCGAUUGAAGAUUGGUUCACCUAUAAUUUUGCUUAGAAAUUUGAAUGCUCCAAAAUUAUGUAAUGGCACGCGACUGGUCAUCAAAAAAAUCAUGGGUAACAUUUUGGAAGCCUCUAUUUUAAGUGGAAAAUUUCAAGGUGAAGUUGUACUUCUACCGCGGAUCCAGAUGAUUCCUUCAGAUUCGCCUAUACCAUUCAAACGUUUGCAAUUUCCAAUCCGCUUAGCAUUUGCUAUGACUAUUAAUAAGUCACAAGGUCAAACAAUGACAAUUUGUGGCUUAGAUUUAGAAAACCCGUGCUUUUCUCACGGUCAAUUAUAUGGUGGGUGUUCCAGAGUUGGAAAACCCUCGAAUUUGUUUGUGUAUGCUCCUGAAGGAUUAACCGAAAAUAUUGUACAUCUAAUGGCAUUACAAUAA